AUGGCCUCUCAGGAUGAGAGCAUUGCAAAGCUGACUAAGGAAAAGAAAGCUCUCCAAGAGGUGCACCAACAGACACUGGAUGACCUUCAGGCUGAGGAGGACAAAGUCAACAGUCUUGCCAAAGCCAAAACUAAGCUUGAGCAGCAAGUUGAUGACCUUGAAGGUUCACUGGAGCAAGAGAAGAAGCUGCGUAUGGACCUGGAGAGAGCUAAGAGAAAACUGGAGGGUGACCUAAAACUUGCUCAGGAAUCUAUCAUGGAUCUUGAGAAUGAUAAGCAGCAGUCUGAGGAGAAACUGAAGAACCAACUCCUCAGCAAGAUUGAAGAUGAACAGUCUCUUGGAGCUCAACUUCAGAAGAAGAUAAAGGAGCUUCAGGCUCGUAUUGAGGAGCUGGAAGAAGAAAUAGAGGCUGAGCGUGCUGCACGUGCCAAGGUUGAGAUGCAGAGAGCAGAUCUUUCCAGGGAACUUGAGGAAAUCAGCGAGAGACUGGAGGAAGCUGGCGGUGCCAGAUUGAGGCUGUCAACUCCAAGUGUCCUUGCUGAAUGGAAGCAGAAGUUUGAAGAGGGUCAGGCCGAGCUUGAAGGAGCUCAGAAGGAGGCUCGCUCACUGGGAACUGAGCUUUUUAAGAUGAAGAACUCCUAUGAAGAAGCUAUUGACCAGCUGGAGACCAUGAAGCGUGAAAACAAGAACUUGCAGCAGGAGAUAUCUGACUUGACCGAGCAGAUUGGUGAGACUGGUAAGAAUAUCCAUGAAUUGGAGAAAUCUAAGAAACAGAUUGAGACUGAGAAGGUUGAAAUCAAGACUGCCCUUGAGGAAGCUGAGUUGGAGCUUAACCAAGUGAAAGGUGAGAUUGACAGGAAGCUAGCAGAAAAAGAUGAGGAAAUGGAACAGGUAAAGAGGAACAGCCAGAGGAUCAUUGAGUCCAUGCAAGGGAAUCUGGACUCUGAGGUCAGAAGCAGAAAUGAUGCCCUCAGAAUCAAAAAGAAGAUGGAGGGAGACUUGAAUGAGAUGGAGAUUCAGCUGAGCCAUGCCAAUCGUCAGGCAUCUGAGUCUCAGAAACAGCUGAGAAAUGUUCAGUCGCAGCUCAAGGAUGCCCAACUGCACCUUGAUGAUGCGGUCAGAGCUCAGGAAGACCUCAAAGAACAGGCUGCCAUGGUGGAGCGCAGAAAUGGCCUGAUGGUGGCUGAAAUUGAAGAACUCAGGGCAGCUCUGGAACAGACAGAAAGAGGUCGUAAAAUUCCUGAACAGGAGCUGGUUGAUGCCAGCGAACGUGUUGGACUUCUGCACUCUCAGAACACCAGUCUGCUGAACACCAAGAAAAAGCUUGAAGGUGAUCUUGUUCAGAUCCAAAGUGAGGUCGAUGACACUGUUCAGGAAGCAAGAAAUGCUGAGGAGAAGGCCAAGAAGGCCAUCACCGAUGCUGCCAUGAUGGCUGAGGAGCUGAAGAAGGAGCAGGAUACCAGUGCUCAUCUCGAGAGAAUGAAGAACAAUCUUGAAGUUGCUGUCAAGGACCUCCAGCAUCGUCUGGAUGAGGCCGAGAAUCUGGCCAUGAAGGGCGGCAAGAAGCAGCUCCAGAAACUGGAGUCUCGGGUGCGUGAGCUUGAGACUGAAGUUGAAAAUGAACAGAGACGCGGAGCAGAUGCUGUUAAAGGUGUCCGCAAAUAUGAGAGGAGAGUCAAGGAGCUCACCUAUCAGACUGAGGAGGACAAGAAAAACUGUACCAGGCUUCAGGAUCUGGUUGAUAAGCUGCAGCUCAAGGUGAAGGCCUACAAGAGGCAGGCUGAGGAAGCGGAGGAGCAGGCCAAUAUGCAUCUGUCCAAGUACAGAAAGGUUCAGCAUGAGCUGGAGGAGGCUGAAGAGCGCGCUGAUAUCGCAGAGUCCCAGGUUAACAAGCUGAGAGCCAAGAGCCGUGACUCUGGCAAGGGCAAAGACGCAGCAGAGUAA
Messenger RNA from Knipowitschia caucasica, 1944 nucleotides. The record is from the annotation of a GenBank genome assembly. NCBI's taxonomy places the organism in Eukaryota, Metazoa, Chordata, Actinopteri, Gobiiformes, Gobiidae.